This is a messenger RNA of Poecilia latipinna (sailfin molly), 2369 nucleotides long. It is a transcript of the gene mafba, whose product is annotated as MAF bZIP transcription factor Ba. The coding region runs from base 519 to 1754 and encodes 411 amino acids. Gene Ontology annotation, cellular component: nucleus. Gene Ontology annotation, biological process: regulation of transcription by RNA polymerase II. Lineage: Eukaryota; Metazoa; Chordata; Actinopteri; Cyprinodontiformes; Poeciliidae. The transcript has a single exon. Gene Ontology annotation, molecular function: RNA polymerase II cis-regulatory region sequence-specific DNA binding; DNA-binding transcription factor activity, RNA polymerase II-specific. The record is from RefSeq and is a predicted model, not a curated record.
UGGCUCCGAGCGCAGUCUGCUGGAUACCAGAGAGUAGAAAGAGAGAGUGAGAGAGAGAGGCGAGCCUUUAAACCUCUGCGGUGCAGAGUUGAAAAAGCAGCUUCUCGGCGAGAAAGAAAAAAAAGAAGAAAGGGAAAACAGACGUCCUGUUUACUUCGCUUCCUGGCUCCUUUUUUUUAUUUUUCCUGGAGAAAAAAAGGGACUUAUUACCGAGAAGGUGCGACGUGGACUGGUGCCCGUCUCAGCGCGCAAACCUGGUAUUUCUUCUAUUAUUAUUUAUCUUGAUAUUUUUAUCCGUGAAUACCCUUCUGCUGAAAGGACUGAGUAUUUUUUUUUUACUUUUGCACUGAGGCAGCACUGUUUUCUACCUCUUGCCCGGUUUCUGCCAGAUUACUCCAGCAGAAGUAGGCUAUAUGACGCAAACAGCGUGCUGAGCAUUAGUCUCAAAGUUUUUCUCCACAACUUUUUUUUCUCCUUUUUCUUUCCCCCCACCACCACCACCAAUCACACGGUGUUUCAUGCUACAGCAAGUCAGCGCAGAUUUGUGGAGGAGCCAAAAGAACUAUUGCAUGAAACAAGAAAGAAGAGAAGAGACUUUGAUUAAUAAGUCCGUGUUUGCGACACUCGCCAACACCUUUGCGUAUCUGCAGAAGAGUCGCGACAGCAACAUGAGCGCAGAGCUGAGCAUGGGCCCGGAGCUGCCCAGCAGCCCUCUGGCUCUGGAAUAUGUCAAUGAUUUUGACCUGAUGAAGUUUGACGUGAAGAAGGAAGGCCUGGUCGGGCUGGAUCGCAACGGGGUGCGCCAGUGUAACCGCCUCCAACCCCAGGGCUCCGUGUCAUCCACCCCAAUCAGCACGCCCUGCAGCUCGGUGCCCUCCUCGCCCAGCUUCAGCCCCACGGAGCAGAAGCACCACUUGGAGGAGCUGUACUGGAUGCCGAACAGCGGGUACCACCAGCAGAUAGACCCGCAGACGCUGAGCCUGACCCCGGAGGACGCUGUGGAGGCCCUGAUUGGAGCCACGGCUCACGGUCACCCGCAGGCUCCGCACGUCCAGCAGCAGUUGCAGCAGCAGCAGGGCGCUUUCGAGGGCUACAGGGGCCCGCACCACCACCACAGCCAUCACGGCCACGGCCAACAGCAGCAUCAUCACCCGUACGCCGGGAGCCUCCCGCACCACGCCGAGGAACUCUCCGGACACCCGGGGGGACACAACCAUCCACACAGCCAGCACCACCACCACCACAGCCAGGACCCCGACAGCCCGUCUCCAGUCUCCCCAGAGUCCCACCAGCCGCUCCACCACCACCGCCACCAUCACCACCACCACCCGCACGGCCACCUAAGCCAGACGGGCGCGCACCACGGCGCCGGCGGUGGCGGGCUCAACGUGGAGGACCGCUUCUCGGACGAGCAGCUCGUGUCCAUGUCGGUGCGGGAGCUCAACAGACACCUGCGGGGCUUCACCAAGGACGAGGUGAUCCGUCUCAAGCAGAAGAGGAGGACCCUGAAGAACCGCGGCUACGCGCAGUCCUGCAGGUUCAAGCGCGUGCAGCAGAAGCACGUGCUGGAGAACGAGAAGACGCAACUGAUGAACCAGGUGGAGCAGCUGAAGGCGGAGAUCAGCCGGCUGGCGCGGGAGAGGGACGCCUACAAACUCAAGUGCGAGAAGCUGACGGGGUCGGGAGCCGGGAGCGGGUUCCGCGAGGCCGGCUCGACCAGCGACAACCCGUCAUCGCCAGAGUUUUUCAUGUGAGUCGUCCCCCCGUCAGCCUUUCCACUACAAACUCUCCCCCUCCUCCCUCCCUUCCUCCACCACACCUCGACCGACUCUCCUCAUGAACAGACAGUAAUAAUCCACACAUCCCCACGCCUACUGUUUGAUUGUUACUAAUAACAGUGAAAUUAUAUUCAUAUUAGAAGAAUAAUCCAUCAGAUAGCUACUAUUCUCAUAUAUAACCAUCUACCGAUGCCUCUCCACGUGUCAACAGAGACGCAACAAGCGAAGUAGAGUCCGAUCAGUCGCUGCAUCUUUUGUAGAUUAGUUGCUUGUAGUGAAGAGACUCUUCGUGGAGGGGGGAAAGGAGGACUCUCAGAUGAACAUUGUUCUUCUCCGCCAAGGCUGCAGCUUUUCAAACUAACCUGUAAUUAAGAGUGAGACAUGGGAUCAAGGCAGAUGUCUUUUGUUGACAAGUUGUUGUUUUUUUUUUUGUUUUUUUGUUGUUGUUGCUCUUCUGCAAAUUCAUGACACUGUUUAUGAACACACAAAAAAGUAGGCCUGCCCUCACAAGCAUCACAGUCUGUAAGUUGGGCCCCAAAUUUUCCCCCCAAAAAAAAAAAAAAAAAAAAAAAAAAAAAAAAAAAAAUCAAA